This is a messenger RNA of Centropristis striata (black sea bass), 1344 nucleotides long. RefSeq names its product Ferritin, lower subunit-like. Gene Ontology annotation, molecular function: ferrous iron binding; ferric iron binding. The record is from RefSeq and is a predicted model, not a curated record. Gene Ontology annotation, cellular component: cytoplasm. The coding region runs from base 396 to 920 and encodes 174 amino acids. Gene Ontology annotation, biological process: iron ion transport; intracellular iron ion homeostasis. The transcript has 5 exons. NCBI's taxonomy places the organism in Eukaryota, Metazoa, Chordata, Actinopteri, Perciformes, Serranidae.
UGUGUUAUGCUAGUUGAUGCUAACGUUAGCUAAACACGCAUCUUGUAAUUUCAGCUCGCUGUCAGCGCUUUUUAAGAUAAUGUCAGUGUUACUUUUACGUGCUUUCAAUAAAAGAACCAAAGUAGGGGCUUUUGAGGUAACGUUAAUGUUUUCUGUACUUGAGCUCAAACUUCAGUCCAACAUGGGACAAAAUGUGCUAACGCUAGCGUCACCUGAACACCUGACUCGAGAGGUUACAACCCACUUGAACUCAACUCAUAACACGAUGUUUUACUGAAGCCGUUAAAUACCGGUUGCUUAAAGGCUGGCCAGCAAAGACGUGCAGAACAUAGAUAAGCUGACUUCACAGUGCGAGUGAACAAAAGGGUCUGUUAGCUGGUCGAGAAAGCAAAGAAAUGCAGUCUGUGGUGAAACAGAACCUCCAUUCGGAGACCGAAGGAGACAUCAACAAACUCAUCAACCUGAAGCUCAAUGCAUCCUACACCUACCUGUCUCUGGGGAUGUAUUUUGACAGGGACGAUGUUGCCCUGCCAAAAUUCUCCACCUUUUUCCUGGAGCGCUCGGUGAAAGAGAGGGAACAGGCUGAGAAGCUGUUGGAAUAUCAGAACAUGAGAGGAGGUCGAAUUUUGCUGCAGACAAUUGCUAAACCGAGCAGAGAGGAUUGGAGAGGUGGUCUGGAUGCAAUGUCCUUUUCCCUGGACUACCAGAAGUCCCUGAACAGCUGUAUCCUUGAUGUGCACCGCAGAGCUGGCGUCCAGACUGACCCUCACCUGUGUGACUUCCUCGAACAGGACUUCCUCACCGACAGCCACGAGACCAUCAAGAAGCUGGGCGACUACGUCGGCAGUCUGACCCGCAUCACUGCGUCCGAGACCCACGGCCCUAUGGGAGAAUACCUCUUUGAUAAACACACUCUGUAAAAGGUCACACCAGCACAGUGACAUCAGCUCCAUAUUUCAAAAGAUACAUAGUCAACAGGGAAACACUCCCUUACAUUGUGCAGUCUUCUCCGUUACAAAAACAAUACAAUAUUUUCAGUUUACCAUAAACGUGAUUCUUGUACCAACCACACAAGAAAACUAAGGCAAAAAUAACAGAAAAUACCUCAAUUUUUCUUAAACUACAUUGGAAAAAUAAUGUUCUCAUGAAUAUGGUGCUAAAAAUACCAUUUUCUCAGCUGUUGAUCGGUCAUUUAGACUCUGUUGUAUCUUGUGUCAAUCAUUCCAGUAUGUCAGAGGUUUUAACCUUCCAAAAUAUAUUGUAAAAAUGCAUACUAUUUUAAGUCAAAUACAUAAUGUAAGAUUUGGAAUUUAUUGAAUAAAGCCAGACUAUGCUGACAUGUAA